UCCACUGACCGCCCGUUGUCCCAUGGACUUGAAGUUGACUCACUUGGACUGGAGCCCAGAAGCAGAACUGAUUCACUUCCAGGGACAGUGGCUCACGUUGCACGAAAAUGACUACAAGUGCCUGCAUGAAGAGAUACAGCGCUCAGAGAAGAGCAGCGCUGUGGUGGAUGUCGGAGAGCUUUGCCUCGUGCAGGAUGGGACUUCUGCUCUCUGGUUCAGGGGAAGGGUUCAGAACCGAACGGAGGACUUGUUUGAGGUUUACCUCAUCGAUCACGGCAACGUCCUGACUGUUGAUGCCACCCACAUGUCUUCAUGCUCAAAUGAGGUCUUCAGUCUGCCGGCCAAAGUAACCUGUGGAUUCCUAGCGAACGUGCUGCUGCUCCCAACGUGUCCUCCUUUAGUGAUGAAGGACUAUUUGUCGAGCCUGGUUUGGAGAAACGUCACAGGUUACGUUGAAGCCACCCUUUCUGACGAAGUGCUGUUAUUGGAAGUGCCUGCCAUUAACAGUGACCUUGUUCAGCAUGGCUUUGGGAGGCACCUAGACACAGAUACUUUCCUCUUCUUGGUUGAGCUGCUUACAGAGGUGCCACUCACACAAAACACAAGGCCCUGUCCCGAGCUCGCCAUUGAAAAGCUAAUAGAACAGGAACUUACCUUCAAGCCAUCCAGUUGGAGAGGAUACAAGGAUCUUCUCCCAUUUUUCGGACCUAGAUUGAGUUGUGGAACACGUGCCCAAGUGCGAGUAACUGCUGCUCUCAACGCCGGGUGCUUUUACUGUCAGGUGGCCAAUCAGGACACAGCUUUUUCAGACAUGUCCAAGAAGCUGAAUAUGAUUGGGUGCAAAAAUGAGGGUCACAGUCUGACUACUGAGAAAAUUAAUCUACUGUGUUCCGUGAAAGGCAAAGAUGGAAACUGGUGCAGAGGCCUUUUGCCGUUUCUCCCCGUUGGCUCUCAAGUAAGAGUGUUUUUGGUGGAUUAUGGGUAUUUUGAGACCGUAAAAGUCGAGAACAUCCACAGGUUGCCUCCUGAUUUAUGCUCAACACCCUUCAUGGCGUUUCCAUGCUUGCUGUCCUCUCUGACUGAACAGGAUGAGGCGCACAGAGCUCAGCAGCUCAGUUUGCUGAAGGAAGGCCUGCUGGGAGGCAGAUUGGACAUGGAGAUCAAGAGCUUUGAUGAAGCACAGCAUCUGUACUUGGUCACUAUAAAUGGGGUUGAAGAUGAUCACAAAACGGAUUCAGAGCAUGUCCAGCAGAUUCCCACGGCAAUGGUUGAAGAAAGGCCACCUCUCCGUAGCCACGCUCGUCACAAGAUGGAUAUGGCCAGUGCCUUGAAACAGACAUUGGAAGAAGAAGCCAUAAACAUUGGCUCAGGCUUUAUUGGCUAUGUCGAAUAUGCCGAGAAUCCAAACAAUUUCUGGAUCAGAACACAAAAGCGCAACAAAGAGUUUGAAGAAAUGAUGAAGGAGAUGGCAGACCACUUCAGUCGAGUGAAGCUGGAUGAAGAUGUACUAAUGAAUCCAGAGCUCGGGACAUUGUGCUGUGCAAUGUAUGAGAAGGACAUGCACUUCUACAGGGCUGUAGUCACAGACAUUCUUGAGCAAGGAGUUGAAGUCUUAUUCAUCGAUUUUGGAAACAUUGAAAGGGUGCCAUACUCGUUAAUCAAAAGCAUACCCGAAGCAUUUGCCAGCAAGUCAGCAUUUGCCUUUUGUUGCAGUCUUGCUAACAUCAUUGCCUAUGAUGUGUGGACUACCAAAACAUCCAGCUUUUUCAGAAGAGCUGUGUUCAACAAGCCCUUGAUGGUCCACGUUGUCGAGAUGAAAAACUCCAAAAUGGAGAUUGACCUCUGUGAAGUCAAAGGUCUCGAGAGGCAAAGUGUCACUGAGCUCCUGAUCAGCUUUGCCCGAAGUGAAUGCCUUCAUCUGAAGCCUGAGUCGCGAAAAAACAGAAAAGGAACCAGAAGGAAGAUAUGCCCACAACACGUCAGUUCUACAGAGCAGUACCAGAACAGAGAGGAUGGAGACAGUGCUAAAUACAUCUAUACAGCUCGGGAGCUGAUGGCUUUUCAAGCUUUGAGCAUCAAUUCUGGCGUGGCAGACAUUCUCAACCAGGAUUUGGCAAGGACAACGCUAUCAAAGCAACAGUCAGACGUGUUUCCUGAAACGUUUUUGUACUCCUCAUAUAAUCUGAAUCCCGGAUGUGAAGAGCAAGUCCAUGUCACCCAUGUUAACAGCCAGUGGGAGGUCUACUGUCAGCUUGACAAAAACACUGAAAUCGUCAACGACCUUGAACAGAAAAUCUCAGAGAAGAGCGAAAAAAUGAUGGAAGACAAAACCAGAGCCAUUGUGAAGAAUCUGUGCCUGGCAAAGUACUUCGAUGGCACUUGGUAUAGAGCCGUGGUACAUGCUACUCCGAGUCCUUCGCACUUCAGAGUGUUCUAUGUGGAUUAUGGAAACGUAACCAUCUCUGAGAACAGUGAAGUCAUCUUCAUUCCCAGCGAUUGUGUGGAUUUGUUGCACAUCCCCAUGCAGGCUAUGAGGUUUUGCCUCGAUUCCGUGCCAAAGGGAGAUCUGAAUGUUGAUGUGAAAGAAUGGCUUGAUGACGCAAUCCUCAACAAGGAACUUCGGGCAGUCAUUCGUAGAAACAACACGGAUGGCUCAUUUGAUGUUGAGCUGUUUGACGGGGAAGUUAGCAUCAAUGAGAAGGUGAGAGAGCUCAGUCACAGCUGUUCCAGUCAGCCGAAGAGCAUGAAAGCACAGGACAGCAUGGACGCACAAGAGGGCGAGGAUGUGCUGGACGCCCAAGGCGCCGAGGGCCCGCAAGACACACAAGACAGCGAGGAAACACAACUGAGCAUGGAAGCACAAGACAGAAAGGAAACGCUAGACGAACAAGGCGGCGAGGGUGAGCCAGACGAACAAGGCAGCGAGGAAACGCAACAAAACAUGGAAGCACAGGACAGCGAGGACGCUUUAGGCGAGGAGGACGCGCUAGACGCUCUUGAUGGCAAGGAGGCACCAGACGAUGAGGAAAGACCAUUUGGAAAGGAAAGACGGGAUGGUGAGGAAGCACAAGACGACCAGUUGGUUUGUAUGCCUGGCUUCACCUCACCCGAGCAAAAUACAAGCAUCCCAUCAGCCGCUGAAAUGGAAAAUAGGGACAGAGAAGGAGAACCAUGGAGAGCUCUGGAGGCGAGCACUCAGCGGCUUCCCUUCGCUCCAGUCAAAGCCGGCAAGCCGUACCUUGCCUUUGCAGCUUCCGUUACUUCCCCCGUGGAAUUCAGCGUUGUCCUGGAUGAAUUGCUUUUCGUCAUGAACCAAGUGUCCACCAUGCUGGACGGUCUGACGGAGCAGCCGUCUCCCCUCCCCGAAGCUGACCUCGUCCUCGGCACCUGCUGCCUCCUCAAGUCGGACGCCAGAGAACGGUGGUACCGUGCCGAAAUAGUUCACGUGGACGUCACGUUGGGCCUGAAGCUGGUGGAUCACGGCCAGUACGAGCGCAUAGCGCGAAGCGACUCCUGGAAGCUGAAGAUGCUCCCUGCAGAAAUGAGGAACCUCCCCAGAGUGACGCACAGCUGCGUCCUGCGGGGCGUGAACCCAGCUGGAGGCGACGGACGGUGGACUGACGAGGGACUGGCCUUCUUCCAGGAGUGCUUGUUCCACAAGACCCUGCAGAUCUUCUUCAGGGAGUUCGUAGCCAACACACAUUGGAAGGUGGACGUCGUCACCGACGGUGUCCAUGUGGCGAAGCAGCUGGUGGAUGCUGGCCACGCUCAGUACGUGGACGCCCUGCUCCCACUCAGAUACCGCGAGAAUUCAGCUUGCCGGCAAGGUUAG
Molecule: messenger RNA, 3832 nt
Organism: Salarias fasciatus (jewelled blenny)
Lineage: Eukaryota; Metazoa; Chordata; Actinopteri; Blenniiformes; Blenniidae
Gene: tdrd15
Product: tudor domain containing 15
Exons: 3
Coding region: 23-3832 (1269 amino acids)
Source: RefSeq, a predicted model, not a curated record